Molecule: messenger RNA, 1681 nt
Organism: Capsaspora owczarzaki ATCC 30864
Lineage: Eukaryota; Filasterea; Ministeriida; Capsasporidae
Exons: 5
Coding region: 33-1598 (521 amino acids)
Biological process (GO): mitochondrial respiratory chain complex IV assembly; protein insertion into mitochondrial inner membrane from matrix
Cellular component (GO): mitochondrial inner membrane
Molecular function (GO): membrane insertase activity
Source: RefSeq, a predicted model, not a curated record
UUUUUUUUUUUUCUUUUUUUCUGCUUUCCACUAUGGCGUCGAGUCGUCUUGCAUGGACGACGACGCUCGUGUCUUCGUCCCGCACUGCAGCAGUCGUCCGCGGCUAUGCAUCGGCCUCUGCCUCGGCUUCAUCGUCGCUCGCGUGUGCUCCUCGCUCGUCCGCCUUGUCGUCGGUUGCGGCUGCUCCAUCCUCCAUGACUGCGACGGGUGGCUCGUGGCGCAUGCGGUUUUCCACUCGACUCCUUCCUGCUGCUUCAUCAUCAUCGUCGUUGCCGAUGCGAAUCCCGUCGCUCUAUUCAAUCUCCGGUGUGACUGGAGCCCGAUUCGCUUCAACGGACGCUGCUGCAACCACCGCGGCGACUGGAUUUGUCAAACUGUCCGACUACGCAACUGUCUCGCCCGUGGCAGAGGGCGCGAUCGCCGCCGCCUCCGCUGCAGCUCAAGCACCGACAUCUGCUGCUGCAGAACUCGCUCAAGAAUCGACCACCACUGCUGUUAUUGACGCCGCUGCGUCUGGCGUCUACAACUCACACGCUGUGCUUGGCGAGGUCGCGGCUGCAGGCCUGGACACGGGAAUGUGGGGCUUCCUGCGUAUUGGCAUUGAGCACAUGUCGGCGUUCGGCGAGAUGCCCUGGUGGGUGACUCUGGCUGUGGGUGGCGUUUUGUCACGUCUCGUGCUUCUCCCGAUUGUCAUCAAUUCGCAGCGCAUGACUGCCCUGAUGGCGCAGCACAAGGAGGCGCUUGGCGAGUUUCGCCGUCGUAUGGAUGUCGCGCGUGCCGCCAAGGCGCCUCAAAUCACCAUUCUCGCCAUCUACCGCGAACAGCAAGACUACCAAAAGCUCUACGGCAUCAAGCCUGGUCGUACUCUUCUCGGCGUCCUUGCGAUGGCCCUUGUCUUCUUUGGCUGCUGGCGCUCCAUCUAUUCGCUGCUGACUGAACCGCUUGAAAGCAUGGUCACCGGUGGUCCCAGCUGGAUGCCACGGCUCACCAUGGAGGAUCCCACUCACAUCUUCCCCUUCGUUUCCGCUGCUCUUGUUUACAUUUCCCUCAAGUACAAUCUCGAAAACCCCAUGGCCGGCCAGCAAGUCAUGUUCCCGAAGCAGAUGAUUCGCUUCAUGGUCAACGGUCUGCCGCUGGUGGCACUUCCUUUCACCCUGUUCAUGCCGGCGGGCCUUUUGUUCUACCUUAUUCCAACGCAAGUGUAUGGUCUGCUUCAAGGCGGUCUGAUGCGACUGCCAGCGAUGCGAGCGUGGCUGACUCGCGGAACCAAGCCACCACCGGCGACUGUGCCUCCGUGCCGCGUUCCUGAAUUCUUGGCGCUGCCAGGCGAAGCCGAUAUCGCUCUCGGCAAAGUCAAGCCGCCUCCACCAGCAGAACCGCUGUCCGGCCUCUUUGGCAUGGCUCGCUCUGCUGCCGAGAAGGCUGUCAACAACGACUCGGCUGCACAGACUGUGCGCGCUCAAAUUCAGGCUCACCAAGGCAAGACUUUUGCGCCUCUCCGCGUUGAGUCGAUGAAGGGCUCCAGCCCCACUGCACAGCAAGCCUUCCGCACAGUGACUGAGCGAGCAGCUCUGCUCAACAAGAGUCAGAAGCCGUAAUCAUGCUCAAGUUGCCAUGUUUUUUGGUUCAUAGCAAUACACUGCUUUUUUUUGUGAUGAUUAGAUUCCCCUUGCUUCGCCCA